Messenger RNA from Pyricularia oryzae 70-15, 2883 nucleotides. RefSeq names its product DNA repair protein rad16. The transcript has a single exon. Gene Ontology annotation, biological process: double-strand break repair via homologous recombination; nucleotide-excision repair involved in interstrand cross-link repair; double-strand break repair via single-strand annealing, removal of nonhomologous ends. Gene Ontology annotation, molecular function: single-stranded DNA endonuclease activity; damaged DNA binding; single-stranded DNA binding. The record is from RefSeq and is a predicted model, not a curated record. The coding region runs from base 1 to 2883 and encodes 960 amino acids. Lineage: Eukaryota; Fungi; Ascomycota; Sordariomycetes; Magnaporthales; Pyriculariaceae. Gene Ontology annotation, cellular component: nucleotide-excision repair factor 1 complex.
AUGUCCGCCGCCAAGGCUCCGGCUCAACCUCCGCCGGUGAAGCUUUCCCUCCCGCUGGAAUACCAACAGAGCGUGUUCCAGGAGCUCCGCGCCGAUGAUCAACUCAUCAUUAUUGCCCGAGGCCUGGGGCUCAUGAGGCUCGUUACCAAUUUGCUGCACUCAUAUGAUGCGGCUGGCAACAACCUGGUCCUUGUGGUCAACGCCGACGAGCGCGAGAUUGGCUGGAUCGGAGAGGCGCUUGCUGAGCAUGCCGCCAUAAGUGCGAGUCCCCUGGCGCGCGGCCUGACCGUCGUCAACACUGACUUCACCAAUGUAGGCCAGCGUGAGCGGCUGUAUGCCGGGGGCGGCAUCUUUAGCGUCACAUCUCGCAUCUUAGUCGUCGACCUGCUCACAGGCCUGUUGGAUCCGGUCUCCAUCACCGGUAUAGUGUUGCUACAUGCCGACAAGGUUGUGGCAACUUCGCUUGAGGCCUUCAUCUUGCGUAUCUACCGCCAGAAGAACAAAGUUGGUUUUCUCAAGGCCCUCUCGGACAAUCCCGAAGCGUUCACCUAUGGCUUUGCUCCGUUGGCCACCAUGAUGCGCAACAUGUUCCUGCGCAAGGCGUCCCUCUGGCCGCGGUUUCACAUAUCUGUCGCCAAGUCCCUAGAGGGAAAGAAGACGGCCGAGGUGGUUGAACUUGAAGUUCAAAUGACGGAAGCCAUGAACACCAUCCAGACGGCCAUUAUGGAGUGUGUGGAGGUUAGUAUCCACGAGCUUAAGAAGGGCAACUCGGGUCAGCUCCUUGAUAUGGAGGACUGGAACCUCGACAGCGCUCUCACGCAGAACUUUGACGUCAGCAUCCGGCGCCAGCUCAACCCGAAUUGGCACCGGGUCAGCUGGAAGACGAAGCAAAUUGUUGGGGAUCUUACUGUAUUGCGUGGGAUGCUGCACUCAGUUGUAUCAUUAGACGCUGUCUCGUUUUUGCAGCUGCUAGAUACCAUCCACGCCGCCCAUAAGCCGCCACCAGGCUCAACCAGACAGACACAGUCACCUUGGUUGUUCCUAGAUGCUGCGCAGACCAUAUUCGAAACGGCGAAGAAGAGAGUUUAUGCCGCCAGCAACACUAGGUCUGUCACUUCGGGGACGGAAAUAGGUACAAACGCUUCUCUUGACUCUCUACAACCAGUACUGGAAGAGCAGCCAAAAUGGUCUGUAUUAGCCGAUGUUCUGACUGAGAUCGAGCGCGACACGUACUUCGAGCCUACAUCGCGAGGUGAUUCCAACGGAACAAUCCUAAUCAUGUGCUCUGAUACCAACACUUGUCGGCAGCUCCGUGAUUUCCUUCAGUUCAUGUACGUAAAACCACGGAGCGAGCGUAAGCUCGACAAGUCGGCAGCCAUAAAGGGGGAAGAUGAUGAGGAACCAUCGGCAGCUUAUCUUAUGCGUCGGAAGCUGCGCAACUAUCUGAAGUGGAAGCGAGAGUUUGCGCAAGUCAACGCCACCCUCUUUGCCGAAAACCAAAGGGCCUUAUCCAACGCCACAGACUCGAGGGGUUCCGGCCGUGCACCCCCAAACAAGCGACGCAGAGUUCGCGGUGGCGGGUCAGUGAAUGUUGGUGGCGCCAGGGCUGACAAUGGCAGCAUAAACCAAUACUUUGAGAAGCCAGGUGAAGUGGCGGAGCUCAUGGCAUCGGUCCAGCUGAACGGCGAGGAAGAGGAGCAGGCGGAACAAAAGGUCGACGUCAUGGCCGUACCCGACGCUCUGGAGAACAUGGACGAUUACUACGAGCUUUACGAGAUGCAAGAUCUCGUGGUAGUUCACGCCUACGAUGGUGACCAGGACGAGCAUGUACUCGAGGAAGUCAAGCCCCGUUACGUCGUCAUGUAUGAGCCCGAUGCGUCCUUUAUCCGACGCGUCGAGGUUUAUCGGAGCUCACACAAUGACCGCAACGUGCGUGUCUACUUUAUGUAUUACGGUGGCUCCGUAGAAGAGCAACGGUACCUGUCGACGAUCCGUCGCGAGAAGGACUCAUUCACCAAGCUCCUGAAGGAGCGCGCAUCAAUGGCCAUUACCAUCACUACAGACCCGCACGGUGCUCCAGACGACCCCCAGGAGGCAUUUCUCCGGACAGUCAACACGCGCAUUGCAGGCGGUGGGAGAAUGACGACCAAGGCAACUGCGGAACCGCCACGCGUUGUGGUUGAUGUGCGAGAGUUUCGUUCGUCUCUGCCGUCACUCAUCCAUGGUCGGUCUUUGGUAGUCGUGCCGUGCAUGUUGACGGUCGGCGACUACAUCUUGUCGCCAAAUAUCUGCAUCGAGAGAAAGUCCAUCUCUGACUUGAUCUCGUCUUUCAAGGACGGCCGGUUGUUUGGGCAGUGUGAAUCCAUGUUCCAGCACUACAAAAACCCGAUGUUACUUAUUGAGUUUGACCAGAACAAGUCUUUCACGCUUGAGCCAUUUGCGGACUUGUCGGGUACUCUGAACAGCAUCCGGCCCUCAGCUCAGCCAUCGGAUCUACAAUCUCGUCUUGUGCUCCUCACGCUGGCGUUUCCCAAGUUACGCAUCAUUUGGUCCUCAUCGCCCUAUGAGACCGCCGAGAUAUUCGAGCGGCUCAAAGCACAGGAGCCCGAGCCAGAUCCCAUAGCAGCCGUCAGAGCGGGGUUGGACGGCUCUACGGGGGUUGGCGAUGACCAACCGUUUAAUACGGAGCCGCAGGAGAUGCUUGGCAUCGUGCCGGGGAUCACGCCCAAGAACAUUAAGGCGAUCACGGCCCAGGUUGAUAAUCUGAGGGAUAUAGCAAAUAUGCCACUCCCAGAGCUGGAGGUCGUGGCUGGCAAAGAGGUCUCUCGACAGGUUUAUGGGUUCUUUAACAAGGAUGUGAUAGAAGAUGUUGACGACGACUAG